UGGACGGACGCAGAAAGAGAAAGAAGUCGGCUUCGUUAAGGAAAAGAGCUUUUAUUUUGUAGCCUCACACACAGACCGAUGCUGUGGGGAACGAUCGCUGGAUAAUUUGUUUGUUUGUUUUCUUUUUGUGAUGCUUCCUUUUUGCCAAUAAGGACAUAAGAUACCGACGAUCCUUUAAAAAAACCCUCUAACAUUUCAUCUGAGUUUCUCAAAGAGUUGGUUGGAUCCCAUUUUUUCCUCUCACACGUUCCGCUUUGUUACCUCCCGUUGGUCUCUGGCGGACCGGGGGGCCAUGUAACCGACCCUCCUCACCUGGUGAACGGACUCACCUGCCUCCUCCCCCUCUGAGCCGGUCCUUCGAGCGUCGCAGGUUUGUUUCAGGACUCGGCCGGACACCUGCUGAGGUUUCAGCCAUGUUGCGUUGCGUUCUUCAGCGAGCCAACAACCUGAGACACUCAGACCCUCUGGCUGGUGUCGUCUUCAGAGGGUCUAAGAAGAAGACGAAGGUCAUCAAGAACAACCCUAACCCUGUUUGGAACGAGGGUUUUGAGUGGGAUCUGAAGGGGAUUCCUCUGGACUCUGGAGCGGAGCUGCACUGUGUCGUCAAAGACCAUGAGAAGAUGGGCAGAAACAGGUUUCUGGGGGAAUGCCGGCUCUCUCUCAGAGACGUGCUCAACUCUCCCACCCUGGCGGGCUCCUUCACCGUCUCCCUGCUGGACACCAAGAGGAACAACACCGGGGCCACGCUGACCCUGCAGGUUUCCUACAUCCCUCCUCCAGGACUGGCUCCGGUCUUCCAGCCUCCUCACCAGCCUGAAUCUGUGCCUCACAACAACCCCACUGUGGAGCUGGACACCGUCACAAUGAUUUCUCUGGACACUCUGGGCGAGGAGGACACGGAGAGUAUGAUGAUGCUGGAGCCCACGGAGGACCAGGGUCCAGACGACGGGCGCUCCAUGGUCAUCGUCGGCCCUCAGGGGCCCGCGGGCCACGAGUCGCCCACCGCCCAGACGCCCAAACGCUCGCCGCCGUCCUACAACACCCACGGAGGGCUGAGGAAGAGGAGGAGAGGAGCGAGCAGUCAGCACAAACCGCUGCCCAACAAACCUCAGGACCUUCAGGUGCGUGUGCGGGUCAUUGAGGGCCGCCAGCUGCCAGGCAUCAACAUCAAGCCCGUCGUCAAGGUAACGGUAUCCGGGCAGACCAAGAGGACUCGCAUCAGGAAGGGCAACAACCCGGUGUUCGACGAGACGUUCUUCCUGAACUUCUUCGAGACUCCAUCGGACCUGUUCGAUGAACCCAUCUUCAUCACCGUGUGUGACUCUCGCUCACUCAGAACCGACGCUGUGAUCGGUGAAUUUAAGGUGGAUGUGGGCACCGUCUACAAUGAGCACAGACACUGCUUCUUGAGGAAAUGGCUGCUGCUGUGUGACCCCGACGACCUCUCUGCCGGGGUCAAAGGUUACCUGAAGGUCAGCCUGCUGGUUCUGGCGGCCGGAGACGAGCCACCGGCCGACAGACGCGACUGUGCGGAGGACAAAGAAGACAUCGAGGGGAACCUGCUGAGACCGGCCGGUCUGUCUCUGAGAGGAGCCACGUUCAACCUGAGGAUCUUCAGAGCUGAAGACCUGCCACAGAUGGACGACGCCUUCAUGGACGGGAUGAGGCAGAUUCUAGGGUUCGACAGCAACAGGAAGAACCUGGUGGAUCCUCUGGUGGAGAUCCACUUCGCCGGAAAGACUGUCUGCACUAAAAUUCUGGAGAAGAACGCCAAUCCACAGUGGAACCAGAGUCUGAGCAUGCCCAUCAGGUUUCCCUCCAUGUGUGAGAAGAUGAGGAUCAGAAUCCUGGACUGGGACAGAGCCAGUCACAACGACGUCAUCGGCACCACCCACCUCUGUAUGUCCAAGAUCUCGGCCCCCGGUGGAGAGAUAGAUGAUGACUUGACUCCGCGGAGCGUCCACUCUGGCAUCGAUGACACUCUGGGUUUCUUGCCGACGUUCGGCCCGUGUUUCGUCAACCUGUACGGCAGCCCCAGGGAGUUCACCGCCUUCAACGAUCCUCACGAAGUGCUGAACAUUGGAAAAGGGGAGGGCGUGGCAUACCGAGGUCGGGUUUUACUGGAGUUAACUACCAAACUGGUGGACAAGCCGGAGCAGAAAAUUGAAGACAUCCCAUCGGACGACCUGCUGGUGGUGGAGAAGUUUCUCCGGAAGAGGAAGUUCUCCCUCUUCGUGGCGUUUUACUCGGCCACGCUCCUGCAGGACGUCGACGACGCCAUCCAGUUCGAGGUCAGCAUCGGUAACUACGGCAACAAGUUCGACUACACCUGCCUCCCUCUGGCCUCCACCACCCAGUUCAGCCGGGCUGUGUUUGACGGUUGUCACUACUACUACCUCCCGUGGGGGAAUGUGAAGCCGGUGGUGGUUCUGUCGUCAGAGUGGGAGGACAUCAACCCGAGGAUCGAGGCUCUCAACAUGCUGCUGGCUGUCGUAGAGAGACUGGAGGAGAACCUGCAGCGGGUGCAGCUGGAGGUGAAGGCCGGCAGCGAUCUGGAGGAGGUGGAGCUGCGGGUGGUGGAGCUGUUGGACCAGGUCAUCGCAGACUGCAGUGAGGAGCUGCCCUCCCUCGACCACUGGCAGUGUGCGACUCCUCUGGACCGCUCGCUGAGGCACAUCCGUGUUCUCCACCUGCAGCAGAUCGUCUCGGCGGCGCUCGCUCUCAAACACGGGCCGGCGACGGAGCUGUCCACGGUGAUGGAUCAGGCGGAGGACUGGGCCAGCAGGCUCAGGGCGAUGGCUGAGGAGCCUCAGAACAGCCUCCCAGACAUCGUGAUCUGGAUGCUGCAGGGCGACCGCAGGGUGGCGUACCACCGCAUCCCAGCGCACACCGUCAUCUUCUCCCAGCAGCACUGUGGGAAACACUGUGGACAGCUGCAGACCGUCUUCCUCAAAUACCCACAGGGCAGCGGCGGAGAGGCCAAGCUUCCCGGUCAGCUGAGGGUCAAGGUCUGGUUCGGACUGGCCGCCGACGUCAAAUACUUCAACGAAUACGCCGAGGGGAAACUGUCAGUGUUUGCAGAGACGUAUGAGAACCAGACCCGACUCGCCCUGGUGGGCAGUUGGGGAACUACAGGUUUGACUUACCCCAAGUUCAGUGAUGUCACAGGCCGAGUGAAGCUGCCCAAAGAGAGCUUCAAACCCUCACCUGGCUGGACCUGGUCCGGAGACUGGUUCAUCAGCCCCGAGAAGACGCUGCUGUUCGACGUGGACGCCGGUCACAUGACCUUCACAGAGGAAGUGUUUGAAAACCAGAUGCGGUUGCCUGGCGGACAGUGGAUCGGCAUGCCGGAGGGUUACACCGACGUGAACGGGGAGAAGGCGGUGCCGAAGGACGAGGUGGAGUGUCCUCCUGGUUGGGUUUGGGACGAGGUGGAGUGGAGCGAAGAUCUCAACAGGGCCGUGGACGAUCAAGGGUGGGAGUACGGCAUCACCAUCCCUCCGGACCGUCGCCCAAAGUCAUGGGUGACGGCGGAGAAGAUGUACCACACCAACCGACGGAGGCGAUGGAUCCGACUGAGACGCCGAGACAAGCAGAAGAUGGACGCUCUCAGGAAGCAGCGUCCCGACGAGACGGAGAGGGAGGGCUGGGAGUACGCCUCGCUGUUCGGCUGGAGGUUCCACCUGAAGCCGAGGAAGACGGACAGCUUCAGGCGGCGCAGGUGGAGGUGUCGCAUGGAGCCGCUGGAGAAGACGGGGCCGGCGGCCAUCUUUGCCCUGGAGUGUUCCCUGAGCAGCAUAGAGGACAAGAACGACGACAAGUCGGUCACGACCACGUUCGGAGUCAACAGACCGACCAUUUCCUGUUUCUUUGACCGUGGGACUCGCUACCACCUGCGCUGCUACCUGUACCAGGCCCGAGACCUGCUGGCCAUGGACAAAGACAGCUUCUCAGAUCCCUACGCCAUCGUAUCCUUCCUCCAUCAGUCCCAGAAAACGGUGACGGUGCGAAACACUCUCAACCCGACCUGGGACCAGACGCUCAUCUUCUACGAGGUGGAGAUUUUCGGCGACCCCGAGGUGACGGAGGCCACUCCGCCCAACGUGGUGGUGGAGCUUUACGACUCGGAUACAUACGGCGCCGAUGAGUUCAUGGGCCGCUGCGUCUGCCAGCCCUCCAUGGACGCCUCCCCGCGUCUGACCUGGUUCCCGAUUCGCCGAGGGGACCAGAACGGAGGCGAGCUGCUCGCCGCCUUCCACCUCAUGCGCAGAGAAAAGCCGGCGAUUCACCAUAUUCCAGGUCAAGAGGGAGACAUCAUGACGUCCACCAGCGUUCUAGACGAGUUGAUGUUUCCAGGAUUCCUCUCUGAAAACCUGCAGCAAUGGCCGGAGGAGUCGGACCUUCCGCACCCGCCGCCUCAGAGGGAGGCCAACGUCUUCGUGGUUCCUCAGGGAAUCAAACCUGUUCUGCAGAGAACCGCCAUCGAGAUCAUAGCGUGGGGCGUCCGUAACCUGAAAAGCUUCCAGCUGGCGAGCGUUACCUCCCCGAGCCUGCAGGUGGAGUGCGGCGGCAGCGUGAUCCAGAGCUGCGUCAUCCGCAGCGUGAAGAAGAAUCCCAACUUCGACGUCAACAAGCUCAUCCUUGAUGUGAGACUUCCAACAGAGGAGCUCUACAUGCCGCCGAUCGUCAUCAAAGUGAUCGACAAUCGGCAGUUUGGGCGGAAACCGGUGGUCGGUCAGUGCACCAUCCGCUCUCUGGAGGAGUAUCGGUGCAUCCCGGAGGAAGAACGACCGGUGGAGGAGGAGCAGGACGACUGGAGACGAGACACGCAGAGAUUAAGUUGCGGGGAGGUUUUUAUUGACAUCGAUGACGAGCAGCCGCUGAUGCCCGACCAGCUUACAGACGGAACCAGCUCAGCUAUCAUUAACCUUUCCACCUCUUGCUCCAGCCUUCAUAUGUUGCAGUGGGAGGAGGAGUUCAUGGACUGGUGGAGUAAAUUCUACGCCUCCACCGGAGAGAAAAACAAGUACGGGACGUACCUGGAGAGAGGCUUCGACACGCUGAAGGUGUACGACCGGGAGCUGGAGAAGGUUGAAGGUUUCGAGGGUCUCUCGGAUUUCUGCCAGACUUUCAAGCUGUACCGAGGAAAGACUCAGGAUGAGGGAGAAGAUCCGUCAGUGGUCGGAGAGUUCAAGGGUAUGUUUAAGAUCUACCCGCUGCCGGACGACCCCUCCACCCCUCCUCCGCCCAGACAGUUCAGAAAACUUCCUCCCAACGGCAUCGAAGAGUGUUUGGUCCGGGUCUACAUCAUCCAGGCUCAGGGACUGCAGCCCAAGGACACCAAUGGGAAGUGCGACCCCUACGUGAAGAUCACGUUGGGGAAAAGGACCGUGAGCGACCAUGAAAACUACAUCCCCUGUACUCUGGAUCCUGUCUUUGGAAAGAUGUUCGAGCUCACCUCCUCCCUCCCUCUGGACAAGGACCUCCGGGUGAUGGUGUACGACCACGACAUGCUGACCCGAGACGAGAAGAUCGGCGAGACGACCAUCGACCUGGAGAACCGCUUCCUGUCCAAAUACGGCGCCCUGUGUGGCCUGCCGCAGUCCUACUGCACCUCGGGGAUAAACCAGUGGCGAGACCAGCUGACACCGCGACAGCUGCUGCACCGAGUGUGUGAGCGGCGAAACCUGCCAAAGCCCGUCUACCAGGACGACGUGGUCCACUUCAGAGGGGACCAGUACACGGCCGCGGACCUGGAGGACAGAAACGUGUCCAAGCGCCACCUCGGCCCGAUGAAGGAGCGCCUGUCCCUCCACAUCUUGAAGAAACUGGGUCUGGUACCGGAGCACGUGGAGACCCGACCGCUGUACAGUCCUCUGCAGCCCGACAUUGAGCAGGGGCGCCUGAUGAUGUGGGUCGACCUGUUCCCCAAGUCUCUGGGACCACCUGGACCCCCGUUCAACAUCACACCACGCAAGGCCAAGAAGUUCUUCCUGCGCUGCAUCAUCUGGAACACCAGUGAUGUCAUCCUGGAUGACAUCAGCCUCGGCGGGGAGAAGAUGAGCGACAUCUACGUCAAAGGCUGGCUGGACGGACACGAACACAACAAGCAGAAGACGGACGUCCACUACCGCUCGCUGGGCGGAGAGGGAAACUUCAACUUCAGAUUCCUGUUUCCUUUCAACUACCUGCCAGCAGAGCAGCUGUGUGUGGUCGACAGGAAGGAACAUUUCUGGAGCAUGGACAAAGCUGAGACUAAACUGACUCCUCGACUCACCAUCCAGGUCUGGGACAACGACAAGUUCUCCUUCGACGACUACCUCGGUCACCUGGUGAUGGACCUGAACCACAUGCUGCGUCCGGCCAAGUCUCCAGAGAAAUGCACCCUGCAGCUCCUGGACCAGCCGGUGGACAAACUGGUGUCUCUGUUCGAACAGAAGACCGUCAAAGGAUGGUGGCCCUGCACCUGCGAGAAGAACGGAGAGAAGAUCAUCGCUGGGAAGGUGGAGAUGUCUCUGGAGAUCGUGACGGAGCAGGAGCAAGAGGAGAGACCGACGGGCCACGGAAGAGACGAACCCAACAUGAACCCUCACCUGGAGGAGCCUCAGCGUCCAGAGACCUCCUUCCUGUGGUUCUCCUCCCCCUACAAGACCCUCAAGUUCAUCCUGUGGAGGCGCUUCAAGUGGUUCAUCAUCCUCUUCAUCAUCCUCUUCUUCAUCCUGCUCUUCCUCGGCGUCUUCCUCUACUCCUUCCCGAACUACGCUGCCAUGAAGAUGGUGGCACCUUUCGGACCAGCCAAGGCAGCCGAGUGAUGAUGGACGAGAUCAGUAACGAACAAAGAACGGAGAGAGCGAAGCCGACAGGAUGAAGGACAAGUUUCUACGAGAGAAACGAGGCCGAGAUGAUCUGAUUUUUAUUUUAUUUCUUGUUUCUUUUGAACCUUUAAAAGUGGCUGAAGUUUGGUUGAAGUCGUGAACUCAUCUGACUGUGUGUUCCAGAUAAGUUUACACUCUUUUGUACAGACCCGAUAAGCAAUAGUGCCUGAGGUCCAUGAACGCCUCUUACGUGUGUGUGUGUGUGUGUGUGUGUGUGUGUGUGUGUGUGUGUGUCCAUUCAUCAGAGACGUUUCUUCACCGGAUGUGUUUCCAAAAACUCCCGAUCAGAUCUCAGCAGGCGUCUCCCCUCCCGCGUCCUCGUAAUCCCUCCGUCUCGUCCGCCCUCACGCAGAGAAGAAGGAGAAUAAAAAAGCGACACGCUGCCACGUUUUUUUUUUAUUUUUUAUUUUUAAAAAGGCGGCAAACGGAAUCAGAGAUUUCGAACCUCCUGCUGCGUCCGUUUCUACGAUUGAGGCGAAGUCAGGUCAGAGCUGACGGAGCCGCUUCAAGCUGUCGAAGUUUAGAAAGUUAAAGAAAGUCAGACGGGGUUUAUUCUCUUUGAAUCGUCUCUGCGUGCUGCCUUCAAGUGCAAUCAGAAAUCUGGGGUUAUCUUGUGUAUUGCCUUAAACAUCACACAUGCUGCUCCCUCCUUUCUCCCCUGUUUUCUGUCAUCACCACCGUUUUUUUCCUCACCUUCAUCUCCACCCUCCUCCUCCUUCUUUUGUUCCUCUUAAUCUCAUUCUUCCUCCUCCUUACCUUCGCUUCUCCUCCUCCUCCUCCUCCUUGUGUCCUUCUCACUUUUCUCUUUCUGUUCUUUCUCUUCUCUUUCACACUUUUCAAUUACAGCUCCAAAACUUCCCCAAGUCACUAAAAACAUUUCCUUCUCUUCCCACUUUCCCCGUUUCCUUCUGAGCUUCUUUAUUGUCAAAUCCUCCUUCUCCUUCUUCGCCUCCUUCUCUUCCUCUUCCUCUUAUUUCAUCCUCCUCCUCCUCCUCCUCCUGCUGCAGUCUUUCAGCGCUCUCAGGGUUCAGAGGGUUAAGUCGGGGGAUUUGCUCUUGUUGAUCCGGGGUUUGAGCUUUAUUAGCAGAAAGGAUGUUUUAGAUAGAUUGAUGUGUGCAGAUAACACACACACACACACACACACACACACAGAGACACACACACAGACACACACACACACACAGAAACAUAAAGUGAAGUCAUGGACUGGAGGAUGGAGGUUAGUCUGUCUUUUAAUGAGCACAGCCUUCAUUCUCUUUCUGUGUGUGCGUGUGUGUUUGAGCAUACACACCUUUAUAUUAUUGUUACAAACACACACACACACACACACACACACACACACACACACACACACACACACACACACACACACACACUCUCUCACACACACACUCAAACCGAACAGGAAAGGUUAGAGAAGAGGAACUAAUCCACCCAGAUUCUUCAGGAUUUCCUGAAGUACAGUACGUUUGUAGUGUGUGUGUGUGUGUGUGUGUGUGUGUGUGUGUUGAGGUCGUCUGAUCCUUUAACAUCCCCCUCGCUGACUUAGACGUUUAAAAAAAAAAACACAACCCACCGAAGUCCUUAUUUAAAAGAACAGAAGAAGAGAGUCUGACCUCCGCUCUCUUCUUCUGCACCUUCCGUCGUCUCGAGGUGUUUUUCCGUCGUGUUUUCUGUGUUGUGAGUUCACUUUGGUCCUGCACCAGAGUGGAAAAGUUGACUUUGUCCUGCGCGGUCGGUUUCAGGUUCACACCGGGCCGAUUACGAGCCGACCCGGCCCCCGUAAACAAAAGUCACACGGGCUCAGGAGCGGCUCGUUUUAUUGGACAGUUUUGGCAACGUGUCGUCAGGGUCGGAGCGGGUUUAACUCCAGCGCGGCGUAUACAUAUCACAGCAGCGCCGCGUCCUCGGAGACGUAGACUUACAUGAAACCAUCUGAGUUUGAGAAUGUUUCGCUCUGAACUCGAUGUCAGCGUCCAGCUCCUCGUGCUCAUGAAGUGUUUUAUUUUAAAAGGUUUAAAUUUCGUUAACGCUCCUCAGAAACCACCGUGGCAUUUUGGCUUGGAUGGAGUCGUUCUCACCUGUCGGGAUGGUUCUGAGACUCCGAGGCUGACAAGAUAAACGAUUGACUUUUACUCAGUUUGAGGGUUAGGGAACCGUUGUACUUCGAUUUGUCUUUGUCCAGUUGGAUCAAAGGUGCAGGGGAACCCUGUGACCGCUCCUCACUGGUUCUGAUCGAUCAGACUUCUUUGGGUUUUUUAAGCAGGAGGUGUUAGAAAAGUAAUUUCAGCUGCGUCGCCUUUUGAUCCCUCGCCGCCGGCUCCUGCUAUCAUCGACGAGCAAGUGUUGGAUAACUCACCCACUAAUGGGGAACAUGAGCUGUGUUUGGACCGGCUGUGAGACAGUUGGUGUGGCCGUGUCCAAACCGCUCCCAAACCGCAAAUGUGGCUCUUGGACGUGUUAGACAGCAAGACGUUCACCACAUUUAGAUGAGCUGUAUGUGUGUUUCUUAAUGCGUCCAAACUAAAUCAUAUAAACGUGGCGGCUGAAGAGAACUGCUGCGCCUUAAAACAACCAGAGCUGACGCGAGACGUCUUUUCAUGUUAAUUUCAGCGUUAUGAGGUUUAGUGUUCGGGUGGUUUUAAGGGGAAUGGCUUGGUUGGAUUGGAUUUGGAUCAUGCCGGGACUUGACACAGUCGGAUCUUGUAGACGCUGGAUCGCUAAACACACCAGAGCUGGUUUGUUGUGAGGUGCUAAAAUCAAUGUUAAGAUCUUGUAGGAAGCUUUUUGAGCUGAAAGUAUAAAUCUGGACACCGAAGCCGCGAUGGGAACGUGACUGGGCCGUGAUGCGGUCCUACCCCGUGGACGCCGGCUGGUAAAUACACCAAAGCUGGCUAGUUGUGAGAUGCCAAAGUAAGUUAAAGUUCAACUGUUGUUCCUCUAUCUGCUUACACAAAUAAAAAAUGAACUUGAAAUCGUAAGAGAAUGAAAAAUAACAUGUUUUUGUCUAGAACCUGCUGUAAAAGGUGGCAAAGUAAAAGUAAUCUGAUGUUUUGUCACUAUAGGCGAUAAAAAUUUACCGUUGGACUUGAAAUAAAAGCUGAUCAACAGGGAUUCAAACCAACGUCCUUGGUUAUGGUUGCUUCUUUAAUGAUAACAGUGAAGGCAGAAAAACUAUCAAUGAAACAUUUAAAGAAUAAAAGACGUGGCUGUGAUCUUCAGGAAUAAAACAAAAAAAACUUGUAAAUAUGUUUUAAAAAAAAAAAAAAGUGUGGUGAAACAACCAACAGAGAGAAAAUCCCCAGCGCCUGGAGAGACAUUUUAGUUUUCUUGAAAUAGUUUUAUAUAUUUGAAAGAGAGCUUCAAACGUCCUGCUGAUGUGAAGACCUGUAUGUCGACAAUCCUGCUGUCGGUCGCCGUCGCUUUACUUAUAUUUCAUACAGCAAACUCGCCUCUAAAACAGCAGUGUUUCUGUCCGAUUGUUAGCGCUGUCAGUGAAUGUAACGUGCCUUUAGCUUUUUGAGCUUCGCUGCCUUGACGAACACUUAACACCCGCUGCUGCUGCUGCUGCUGCUUAACGUCGACUCGUGCCUCGGCUUUAAAGCCACACAGAGACCGGAAACACUCAAGAUGUCGCUUCCAGUGGCCUUUACGAAGCUUUAAACACUGUUGAAUCACUCAAAGGAAAAUACUCGUCAGUGUCGCGGAUGAGAAGUGAAACUUGUUUGAAAGUUUUAGCUUUUUUUUUUUUUUUUUUCACGCUGUUGUCUUGAGUUGAAGUCUCUGGAAAGAUGCUGCACUACGCUUCGGCUUUAAACAAAUCUGCUGUAACAAACUCCUGAUGCCAUAAAACUGCACUGAACGAUAACGUGUCGGGAAUCCUGGUGAAUGAUUUGUUGUGGUUGAUCCUGACUUGACGAGUUUCUGUGAUAUUUCGAUGUUUUUUUCUGGGAGGCACAGACUGAAUGUAUCCUCGACGUGUCGUGUAUCUGACGUCUGAUCUCCAAAGAGCAAUAGUGUGUGCACUGCGUUAUGUGUCAGUAUUAUCAAUUAAACUGCAUUUCUGAUGA
Messenger RNA from Acanthopagrus latus (yellowfin seabream), 10945 nucleotides. RefSeq names its product dysferlin, limb girdle muscular dystrophy 2B (autosomal recessive) (gene dysf). Bases 414 to 6812 code for a protein of 2132 amino acids. Gene Ontology annotation, biological process: macrophage activation involved in immune response; plasma membrane repair; monocyte activation involved in immune response. The transcript is spliced from 58 exons. The record is from RefSeq and is a predicted model, not a curated record. NCBI's taxonomy places the organism in Eukaryota, Metazoa, Chordata, Actinopteri, Spariformes, Sparidae. Gene Ontology annotation, molecular function: calcium-dependent phospholipid binding; calcium ion binding. Gene Ontology annotation, cellular component: membrane; cytoplasmic vesicle; T-tubule.